AUGUUUUCGGUAAUUUAUCGAAUUGUUUCUGAGAGUUUCAAUUUGCAUAUGGCAAGUAGUACAUUAUUGCUGUUGCAAUGUGUGAUACAAAAGUAUCAAAAACAAAUGAAUGAUAACGGCAAAGAACCUGAAUGCCACAUUCUGCUGGAUUUGGCACAGGAUUGGCCAUUUUCACAGAUUUCGAAGUUUAGAGCUGGUCCUGUGAAGCUGGAAAUGCGACUGAAUGAGGGUGCGGACGGUGAAUGA
Molecule: messenger RNA, 246 nt
Organism: Anisakis simplex (herring worm)
Lineage: Eukaryota; Metazoa; Nematoda; Chromadorea; Rhabditida; Anisakidae
Source: the annotation of a GenBank genome assembly